AUGAAGCAAUUUUUACAGGACAGUCAGAAACAACAACAAGAGGCACAGAAGGAAAUAAAUGACCUGCACAAACAAUUAAUUAAUACUGAGGUUAAACAUUGUAUAGGUGUGAGCACUGAAAAAAACAUAGACAAUCAAAAAGAUCAGGAAUUAACCAAUCAGCUAGCUAUAUUACAGCAUGUUCUUCAAGAGAAAGAUCAUCAACUACAUCUAUUAGCACAAGAAAGCCAGAAACAGCAACAGCUUUUACAAAACCAGAUACAAGACAUGCAAUUGAGGUUAGCUACCAAACACGAAACUGUUGAAGAGAGAGAAAUACAACAUGAGAUUAUUAGCCUUAAAGGAGAACUGGAAAGAAUGAAGUGUAACACUGCUGAAUCAUUGGACAACACUAUGUUAAAGAUGCAGUUAGAGAAUACAAAGAUAAAUGCAGAAAGCUCAGCCAAGGAUGUAGAGAAGGCUAAAGAAGAAUAUCAAACCAUGAAAAAGAUUGCUUCUGAUAGGAAACAUAGAAUACAAGAACUUGAAGAGAAAUUGCGAUCACUAAAACUCAGAGCACAAGCCUGGAAAUUAGAUGAUAGGGCAUUACAUGAAGAGCUUGAUGUCAUGAAGAAUUUGGUGGAUGUUAAGGAGAAACAAAGCAAUACAAUUCAAAUGGAACUUCAGCAUGUGUUAUCUGAAAAGCAAUAUGCAGUGGAAAAUGCAUCCAAAUUACAACAUGAGCUAGAAAUAUUGCAGCAGAUUUCCAAUGAGCGACAAAUUCAAAUGGAUUCAUUGAAACUUGAAAUGCAAUCAAAGGAACAACGUAUUCAAGAGAAAGACAAUACAAUUACCAACUUGAAACAUGGCAGUGAUACAAAUAAAAAGCUUGCAGACACACAAAAGAGACAGGUUGAAUCUCUUGAGCGUGCCAUCAAUUCUGCCGGUCAAACCAUUGAACAAAAACAAGCAGAAAUCAACAGUUUGCAAAAGAGCCUGAAGGUAGCAAAAAAAAUAGUAUCUCAGAAACAGACCAAACUUCAUCAUGUUCAAGAAAAUGUAGAUGGGGCAACAAUUUUAGCAGCUGAGAGACAGAAGGAAAUAAUGAAUUUGUUUGAAGAUCUUGAGAAAAACCGACUGCUGACCUCUGAUCAACACAUACAGAUCGAACUUUUACAAAAUGAUGUUUACAAUGCAAAAGAAGUCAUAGCCAAACAAAAAGAAGAAUUAUUGACUAUGAACAAAGAACUAACAGAAGUUAGUGAGGUUGCAGUUGAGAAGCAGUCGCGUUCAGAGAAUUUGAAGCUUGAACUUGAAGCAAUGAAGAAAUUAUCAGAUGAGUGUAAGAAUGAAAUCACAGAGCUGCAAAACAAAUUGGAAAACAUAACAUCAGUUUCUAAGGAAAGAGAAUUGAAGGUAGUAAAACUAGAUACUUUGGUUACAGAACAGAAAAAAGAGAAUGCAGGUUUACACAACCAGUUAGAACAACUGAAAGAACAACUGAGAGAUAUUAAUAGAGAUAUCAAAGAAUGUAAUGAACAACUUAAUCAAAAGUCAGCUGCACUGAUGGAAGAAGAAAGCAAGAAUAAGAGCCUGAAUGAGAAAAUAAGAAAUCUCAGCACCGAUGUUUCAGAGAAAACGAGACACAUUGAUCACCUUACUCAAAAUAUGAAGAUAUCAACACAGCUUUCUGAUGAGCGCCUUGCUGAAUUGAAGUCUUUGCAGCUUGAAAUUAAACAGCUGCUAUCUGAGAACAAAGAAUAUGAUAAGAUGUCCAUAAAAUUGAAGCAUGACUUGGAGUCAGCAAAAAACCAUGCUGAAAAUCGACAGAGAAAGGUUGAAGCAAUCAAUGGUCGCAUUGAAGUGUUUAAAAGAUUGGCUGAUGAGCGUAGUGAUCAGGUUCAAGCUUUGCAGAAAGAUUUGAAGGAUUCCCUUACAUUGGCAACAAAUAAACAGACACAGAUUGAUUCAAUGCAGGCAGUGAUUAUAAACCAAACAUCAGAACUGAAAGAUCUAAAUGAUAAAGUAUCUAAGUUUGCAACUGAGAACACCAAUAGCAUGAAGAAAAUACAAGACUUAUCAGAGGAUCUGAAACAAAAAACCAAAGAACUCUCUACGUUACAAGACAUCAAUCAAACUCUGUUCUAUGACAAAUGUAAAUCGGAAUCUGAGAAAAGUGAAUUAAACGAUGCAUUGAUUGCUGCUAAACACGUAUUAGAGUCUGAGAAAGAAACCAACAAAGCAACACUUCAUGCUAAUCAACUGCAAAUUGUUCAGUCAAGAGAAAAGAUUCAAGCUGCAGAAAAUGAACAGAAGAGAUUGUCACUUGCCAUGGACGAAAUGAAGGAUCACCUGACUACUGACCUCAACAAAGCUAACAAAAAAGCAGAAAAACUUUCCAAUAAGUUAUUUGAGUGUGAAUCUGAAUUGGCAUCACUGAUACGUCAUCAUGAUGCUGUUACUACAUCACUAAAAUCUGAGCGAAAGGAUAAUGGAACUCUCAAAGAGCAAUGUAAACGAGGUGAAGACUCAAUUAAUGGACUACGAGAGACAGUGAAGGACUUGACCAUCGAGGUAGAAAAAUCCAAGAUAGCACUUCAAACUAGUGAAGAUCGCAUUGUAAUGCUGACAAAAGAAAAGGACAAUCUGAUAAUAGAUUUCCACAGUAUGAGUGACAGAAUUAAAGAGAAGGAACUCAUGAUACAGGACAUAUACGAUAAGAAUCAACAAAACAUAGUUACUAUGACUCAUGAAUUCACACAUGAGAAAGACCAACUAGACAGGGAGAAACGUGAACUACAACUAGAACUGAAUGAGCACAAAGAACAAUGUGAGAUGUUACAAAGUCAGAUAAACCAAAGAAACACUCAACUGUUAAGCUUUGGAAAGACAUUGAGAGAUUUAGAAAAUGCUAAAAAAGUGGUUAAAGAACAGGAAAGUCGUAUUAGCCAACUGAACAAAGAAUUGAAAGAAACAAACUCAUACCUAACUGAUCUGAAUGCUUCUGUGUGCGACAAAGACAACAAGCUAGAUAAAAUGGACAAAUCAUUUGAGAAGUCACAUCGACUAGCAACUACAUUAAAAGAUCAGCUGAAGCAGCAAAGAGAGACAGCUGCGAAGUCAAUCAGAGAACGUGAACAAGAGAAAAUUGCGCUGAAUGCUACAUUAGCUGAUAUGGAGCACUCAUUGCACGCCACAACCCGUGAUUUGGAAGGAGUUACAAUGACCAAGAAGGCAUUAGAGGACAAUAACAAAGAAUUAAUGAUCAUGGUGAAUAAAUUACAAGAUGAUCUUUCAAGUGAAAGACAAAGUCGUGAAGAAUCCGAACUUACAGUUAAAGAGCAGAUCCGUUCCAUAGAGAACUACAAACGAGCAGAGGCAAUGUUGCAAGAAGAUCUAUGCCAACUGAGAGACAGUGUCGAAUCUAUGGAAAUAAAAUUGAGUGUUGAAAGAAAGAAAGUCGACCAGAUUAGAGCCGAAAGAGAAGAUCUGAAAGCUGCUAUUGCUGCAAUGGAAAAACGUUCGAGUGAACUACUACAAAAAAUGAAUCAGUAUCAGAAUGAGGUUACCAAUGCCAAACUAAAGAUGAAAUCAAAAUUUAGAAAUCUGAAAGAAGUAGAUGAUAAAGUAAUUGCUGAUUUGCAAUACCAAAUGAAUUUUCUAUGUACUGAAAAGGACAAACAGACCGAUCAGCUGAAUAGAAUGACAAAAGAAAUUGACGAGUUAAGAGAGGUAUCUUCAAAUAAAAGUGAGACUUGUAGAUCGUUAAAAAAACGUUUUGCAGAACUGGAAUGCGAAAAGAAAGAUAUAGCAGCCUCUCUAAAAAAAGCUGAAGAAUCUUUGAAAGUGGAAACAACAAUGCAGGAGAAAUUGAACGUGAGAAAUCAAGAAUUGGAAGCUGAAAUUGGAAGGAUGAGAAAGUCUUUGGCUAAGCUACAGGAACAGAUUACUGUAUCGCAAUAUUGCCCGAACCAGACGCCUCCCAAUAACUGUGCUGACCAAAGUUCAUCGGAAUUGAAGUCGGCUUUAACUGAGUUAACAAAGCAAAUACAAAAACAGCAAACGCCACCUAAGUUGGCCAGUCAAGUCGCAUACAAGGACAAGAAUAUGCUGGGCGCAGACAAAUGUCGGUUCCAUUAUUUCGAAUUUAUUGCCAGCCAUGGCGGUUACAACGAUAUUCCUGCUUUUGACCAAAAGAAAAAACAAGCUCUUGGGUUGUUGUCAGGGACGAGCAGGAGUGGUCGCACCUGUCAACCUAUUAAUGACCAUAAUAGACGUGCUGGAUUCUUAUUCGCAUUUGGUAUGACUGGCGCCACCAUUGUGGAUCUGUUCUAUGGUAAUUCGUACAUUAAACUUGACGUUUCUCCCGAAGUUGGAGUAUGGGUGACAGCUCUCAAUGUGGUGUACAUCGCAACAGUUUACUUUCCAUUUUUCGUGUGUGUAAGGUAUGCCAAUAAACUGGUUGGUUCGACGAUAGCUGUUAUGUUCUGCACAUAUCAUUUUAUAUUUGACACUGCUAAACGUAUCAAUUGUAGACGAGAAGACGCCAACACCGUGAAAGAUCAACACGAUGAACUACUUUAUUUUUCCGACAGCGUUUAUGUCAAAGAACGUUUAAAAACACGCCGAAAACGAUCUUUGUGCUGUGUUAGGGUUAUUGAAGAGUCCUUCUACGAGACACAAAAGAAGUUACAAGACAAAAUGAAACAGUUGAUUGUUGGAAUUGAAAACAUUAAGCAAGAUAAGAAAAAAAAAUUAUCAGAAAGUAUCACAUUCAUUGAAAAUGAGUUAGAAGAGCUAAAUAAGCUUGAAGAGGAGACUAACAGUGUUCUCCAUUCAAGUGAUAUCACUGUACUUUAUAAGAAGAUUCCUUUACUGGAAGAGAAGAUUGAGACCAGUCUUGACAGGAAAGCCCUCAGUGAUAACUAUCCAGAAGGACAGUUUGAAGUCAUGAUAGAUGUCAGUACAAUUAAGACUGACAUAGAUGCCAUACAAAUUGUAGAAAUUGAGUCUAGCACAAGUACUGAUGACAUUGAUUGGACAAAUAAAGAAGGUGAAGAAGUUCUCGGUUUAGUAGAAGGUCGAAUGAAUGAAAAGGGUGAGUUCUGGCUGGUUAGAGACUUUGACAAAUAUCCAAUGUUAUCAGCUAAGUUGGAUGAGAUGAAGUUCAGUACAGAAAUAGUUCUUGGUGAAAUUGACUUUGACCCAAAAGAUUUGGAAGAAGGCAGUUUAUGUUGGGGCUUAUUUGAUGAAGAUAGAUCUUGGUAUAGAGCAGUCAUAGAGAAACUGUUACCGGAUAAGGUGUGCAAUGACACUUGGAUGUUAAAAGAAAUAGUUCUUGGUGAAAUUGACUUUGACCCAAAAGAUUUGGAAGAAGGCAGUUUAUGUUGGGGCUUAUUUGAUGAAGAUAGAUCUUGGUAUAGAGCAGUCAUAGAGAAACUGUUACCUGAUAAGAAUUCUGCUGCAGUUCGGUGGUUAGACUAUGUUAAUGGCAGUGAAGUAAAGUUGCAUGAUUUACUGCCAUUAAAAGAACAAUUCAGACAAUUUCCCUAUCAGGGACUUAGAUGUACUCUAUUUGAUGAUCUUGAUGAUGAAAUGCCAAGAUAUGCUAGAUGGCAUUUUGCAGAUGUUACAACAGGACAUCUACUGAAGUGUACUCUAAAAAAGAAA
Molecule: messenger RNA, 5649 nt
Organism: Saccoglossus kowalevskii
Lineage: Eukaryota; Metazoa; Hemichordata; Enteropneusta; Harrimaniidae
Product: putative leucine-rich repeat-containing protein DDB_G0290503-like
Source: RefSeq, a predicted model, not a curated record